AUGACACAAUUAAAUUUUUCGGAAAACUUACGCAUCCUAGGACUCACCUUCGAUCACAAAUUGUCAUGGAAAACACACAUCAAAAAACUAAAAACUAGUUGCAUGGGUAGAAUGAACAUUAUUAAAACUUUAUCAAACCUUUCAUGGGGUUCUGACCAGAAUAGCCUCAUAUUAAUAUACAAAUCAUUAAUUCUCUCACUCAUGAAUUAUGGUUCGGUCAUUUAUGGCACUGCCAAAGCUACGACACUCUCCUCACUUGAUCCGAUUCACAACCAAGGAAUUAGACUAGCCACUGGUUCUUUUAAAACUAGUCCAGUGGCCAGCAUAUUAUGUAAUGCCGGAGAACCUCCUCUGCAAAUCAUUCGUGACAGUAACACGAUUAAAUAUAUGAUCAAGAUUUCAAACCAGCCAAAACAUAUAUCCUUCUCUAACUUCCACCAAAAUUUUCCAUAUACUAAAGCGAAGACUCCCACUACAAUCUUUGAAAACUUCAAUCGAAUAAAAAAGAAUAUUAAUCUUAAUAUAGAUUUAACCAAGAAGUCCCUCUUUCCUAUACAAGCGCCUUGGACUUGGUCCCCGGAUAUUAAUACGGAUCUUCUCAAAUAA
Macrosiphum euphorbiae (potato aphid) is the source of this 606-nucleotide messenger RNA. The record is from the annotation of a GenBank genome assembly. Lineage: Eukaryota; Metazoa; Arthropoda; Insecta; Hemiptera; Aphididae.